Molecule: messenger RNA, 5415 nt
Organism: Nothobranchius furzeri (turquoise killifish)
Lineage: Eukaryota; Metazoa; Chordata; Actinopteri; Cyprinodontiformes; Nothobranchiidae
Gene: cd8b
Product: cd8 beta
Biological process (GO): regulation of immune response
Cellular component (GO): cell surface
Molecular function (GO): coreceptor activity; MHC class I protein binding
Source: RefSeq, a predicted model, not a curated record
AUUCUGUAGCAUAUAAAAAUACUGUGUUAGCAGACACUGAAACUUAUAAAGUAAUGUAAAGUAAACAUGAAAAAAGGCGGAUCAGCUCAUAGUGCUCGACUUCAAGCGUAGAUGCAGAGACCAACAAAGGCUUCUCGGCUACACGAUGUGUGAAGCACACUUCUAAGCCCCCUGAGAUCUCCUGUUUUCUAAGAAUCCUGUGGUCUUGUUCCCUCUGUUGCUCAGAUCUCAGACCCCCGUAAAGCUGUAGGCCACCCACAUCCUCUCACUUUAGGACCCCCGCUAGACCAUUCUGCACCCCAACCUUUAAUACAACCUUUAGAUCAUUUACAAGAUCUUUAGGACUUUGGAGCACUACUAAUGGACAUUUGUCUGUAAAAUGAAGUUACGUAGUUUGAGUUUUUUGUCUAAAACGUGUGAUAUUCAGACAAAAUAAAUCAGACUUGUUACUUAUAUUUUCCCAGCUAAAUGAUAGAAUUUCAACUUUUGUGUUUUUCAUUGCAUUAAUAUUUACGGUAGCUUGCAUGAGACAAACGAUCAGAUGUCUGAUUAAUAGUAUUAGUCAUCAAUUCUAUUUAUAUAGCAUUCAUCAGUGCAGGAAGCACACAGGAUAGUACAAACACAGAAGUUAAUACAUCGGUACAAUGAUUAAAUAAAACUGAAACACUGGUUAAAAGUAGCAAAAUAAAAAGUGCCACUACACCAGUCAUGUAAACCAUCAGCGGGGAAUGCUGCACAGAAAAAAAUUGGCCUUUACGCUAAAAUUUAAACACAGAGAAGGACCCAGCCUGACAUUCACGGGCAACUACUAUCUUAUAAUGCCAAGAACUCAAAGACCUGUUCACUUAUAGACUUUGUAAAUGGGGUACGAUUAAAAGCUCUUAUUCAGCCGAUUGUGAACACCAAGCUGGGGGGUAUACCUUCUUAAAAAGCUCUAAUAAUAAUACUCAUGACCUAUGAAAGCAACAGUUCUUCACUGCUUUCGUUCAAACUGGAAUGAAACACAAAAAUGAAGCCACAGUCAAUCUGUUUAUGUAGCCUAAAGGUAAAACUGUAAGGACAUAAAAAUAUGGCCAAAGGAAGUUACUAAAAUGGUCAGGUGUUAGGAUUUAAUGUGGUUGUGUGUAGUUCCAAAGUAUUUUAAACUUUGGGUCCACUUGAAUGUUUUGGAGGAUUUAGUGUGUUUUUUGGCGACGACAGCAGAAACAGUGUUGGGUUUGCUAUAGUCGCACAUAAACGAUGGACACUUUGCAGAAAUUUCAAACAGACUUUAUCUGUUGACUUUUCAUGCAGCGUGUCGAGCUGCAGGAUGAUCUGAUUACACACAGUGUUGUUGCUGAUUUAAUACGUGUGUCGGGGGCUACGUGCUUCUCUAAAUGUUUCCUCUACUUAUUAUCACUUCUAAAAUAUGUUUAAAUGGUGAACUGAGACACUAGUACAUAUUUAACAGCAAAGCAUAUUUUAAAAAUAAAUAUCUCUAAUUGGUUCCUGGAAGUUGAUCCGUAUUGGAACAUGAAUUUUCUUCCUCGCCUGCCGUCGCUCCCCUCUGAGACUCGAAGCUGCUCCGCUGCACUGUAGGUCACACACCUGGGGCGAGACCACAGCCCUGCAAACUGCUGCUGUGGGAAUAAACAACUUCAUGUUUUGAUUUUUUUUAUAUGUGGCCAACGCUCAUGAAGCAUCUUUUCAUCAGGCUGCUCUUUGUGAAACCAGUCGUUUGUCAGGAACCCAUCAGAGUUGUUUUCUUUACGUACAAAUGCAAACAUUUACACCCUAAUCUGCAGAUGUUCAUCAGCGUUUCAAACCAUUUCAGAUACUUUUCAGUUUAAAAUUCAAAGAACUUACCCAUUUCAACACUUACACGUGACUAACGAGCUCAAAAUGUAGCUCUCAAGUAUGAAUUUCCGAUUAAAGUUGGCUCAUACGUUUGGAGCCAACCUGAUAGGUCCCGUGUGUGUCACAUUGGGGUGGUACCUUAAAGACUAAAGGCCCUGUCAGCACAGGUCCUCCCAUCUUUUCUGACAGACAGAUAACAGGAACAGAAAGUAACAGCACCUUCCUUCAGCAUCACACACACUUAAACACACUGGCGACUUGACAAAAUGAUCCGUCUGCAGCAGGCGUGGAUUCUACUGAUGGUAUCCUCAUGGACGUUGGGUUCGAGCCAGAUGCUUCAACAAGAUCCCGUCAAAGUUCUUUACCCAGAGAUCUUGAGUAAUGAGACCAUUGAGUGUAAAUGUCGUGACAUCUCCUGUAACGUAGUCUUCUGGUUUCGUACCGUUCCCAGCAAGGAUCAAGUAGAGUUUAUAGGGAAAUGCAACAAUGCGGACCGUACUAGCUGGGGAGCUGUGGACCAUUCACGUUUUAAACUCAGCAAGAGAGGCAUGUCAACCUUUCUGCUGCGCAUCCACAAUGUCACAGAGGAGGACGCGGGGAUUUAUUCCUGCAUCCCAAGAGACGAGAGAGGCUCGGUAGAAGUGUUUCACCCAGGAGUUUUGCUACAGCCUGGAGUGACCCCUCCAACAUCUCCUCCACCCAAGGUCCAGCAUAAACCACGUCACUGUCCCUGUUCCUCAAAGAAUCAACCUACGAGUGGUUGCCACUCCCUGGUUCUGUGGCCACUCGUUGGACUUAUUUCGAGCUUGUCUCUGGGUCUGGUCUGCACGCUGCAUUACUUCAGUCGACUACCCAAGAAAUGUCAUCACCACUUUAUGAAGAAAAGGCCGAUGUAAAUAAAGCUUUUAUUGGACUAAUUACGUUGAAGCGGUUUAACGGAGCAGCGAGUCUCGUGGGGCUCCAACAUCAUGAAGAUCUUCUCAUGUUGAUUUACAGUGAAACGUGUCUGCAGCCAGAGAGCUGCAGCAGUGUAACAUACUGUGAUAUAAAAACAAACUUUUGUUUUAUGUUUCAUAAACCUGGACUCCCAUCAGCUGCACUGUCACAUUUCAGACAGACUACUUUUGUAGCUGGUCAUAGUUAACUGAGAUGAAGUGGGUUUAUUCUUUCUCAAAUUAUUUUAAGAACUAAUUUUUUCAACAAGUCAAAAUCAGUUAAUUUCCUAAAAAAAUAACUGAAACAUAUUCCGAAAAGCUUAUUUUCUAGAUUGUUUGCUCUUUUCUGUAUAUAUUUUGCACUUUUGCAAAAAUAGACGUUAAGAAAAAAGCAUAUUUUGGUUACGCUUCCUAUUACAGCCCCCUAAUUACUAAGUACUUACAUGGUAAUUACAUUGUAUGUUACAGUGUAUUAUUGUUUCUGAGUUCUUAAACAGUUAUUACCAUGUAACUCAGGUUCAAUUCCAGUUUUUAUUUUAUUAAUUCCCAGUAAAAACUGCUUCACAAUAAUUACACUUUAUUACAAUUGUACUCUUAAAUUACACAAUAAUAAACUUUAACUUACUAUGUAAUUACCAGUAAUUAGGGGACUGUAAAAGGAAACGUUACCAUAUUUUUCAUUUUUCAUGACUAUAAUUAUGUUUAAUCAAUAAAGUUGUGUUUUCUUAAGAAACCAUGGAGUUGUAUUUUUAACCAGAUAAAACUCCAAGAUGGUGUCACCUACGGUGAUAUUCAGGGGCCUUUGGUGGUCUCAUCGUAGAGACUAACAGUUACAAAUUAGAGGUCAGCUGAUGCUCCUGUUUCCAUGAGUUUUGCGCAGAUGACUGAGGUUCUGCUUUAAAGUGUGUGUUGAUGCACGCGCGUGUGUGUGGACAGGUUUGGGAGUGGGAGUUGUACUUCCAUUGUCAAUAUUGUGUUCAGCGGAAGGUGAGUAGGUGAGUGACAGGGGUUCGGUUUCUUCCUUUAGUUUUGAUCUGUGAACUUGCAUCAUAUUCAGUUUCUGUCUAAACCGUCUCCUUUCAUGUGCAAACAGACAUUUGGGUUUUAAUCCUAAAAUACGGGCAGCGUUUACAGCGAUGCGUGGCUGCAGUCUAAUUAGUCAUGCAGCUCAGGCUCACACCUGUGUGUGUAUGAGUGCAAACACUGGAGGGAGUUUGUGGCUGUGCGGGUCUCUGGGAGUGUGCGCUGCUCCUUCCUGUGUGCUGGAGACAAAGAGCCAUGUUCACUCAGAUGCCAUCGCAUCGCUAAGCUUUGAGCUCUUCAUCUCGUCUCUGAAACAAAACGACCACGAGAGAAACCACAAACUGAACCACAAGCACUGAGAGGCAGAGACGGUAAGAGAAAGACACGAGGAAGUCUCAAGAGGUUAAGAAAAACUAGAGAAAACAAUGUUAUAAUGAAUAUAAAACCCAUGAUUCUUGUUUUAAUUCAUUAUAAACAAAAAAUCAGAUCAGAUGCAUUUCAAAUCAUUCUCAUGCGAGAGUUCAUAUAAUUUAAUUUCACUAAAAUCCUGUUGUGAAAAAUAAAAACCAGAGAAUCAUAAUGAAAAAUACAUUUUACUUAAAUACCGGUAGUUAUUAAAUCCAAGAAAAGUACUUUAAAAGUAAAAUUCUCCUGAGAACACAGAAAUAAAUUAAAAUGCCUCCAGAAUGUUUAAAUUCACACAUCCAACAUUUGACAUAAAAACAAGAUCAACAUUCAAAAAGAACAUUUUUUAUUAUUUAUUGUUCUGCCGAGGUUUAAAGUUUCUUUGUUCAUCAGUUUCAGAACAUGAACAACUGGAAACUAGAAAUACGUUGAAAAUGAUUGAUUUCUGCCACAAUAGCACAGCGUAUGUAUGAAAAUCUACAUAAACAUACAGAUGCCUUCAUAUUGCACCUUCAGUUUACCAUCAACGGUGUUAAGUCUAAAAGGUUUUUCUGAUCACGUUUUAUUCAGAAACAUUAAAUCACUUAAUAAGUCCUUAAUAAUUCUCCAGAGAAAUCUAAUUUAAGUAGAGAAACCAAACUUUGCAGCACAGAUAAAACAAGUUCAUGAAAACGAAACAUAAAUGUUCUACAGAAACAGAAUUUACUGCCUGUUGCUGUUUGUUUUACAUGAUUAGAACCGUAAGCGUGAGACUUUUAACUUAGCAUAAAUGUUGAGAUGAAAGUUGGGCUAGAAAUCAGCCUCAGAAUCAAACUUUUACCACGUUUGCUUCACAUAAUAAUCUGUCUACAGAUGAGAAAUGUUACAAAAUGAGUCCUAAAUUAUCAUCAAACAGCCACUUUGAAUAAUAUUAACGAAUCACAAGACACGAUUGACAAAAACAAUUUGAACUGAUUGAUUACUUAUAGGAUCAGAUUGAUUUUAAUGAUAUGAUUGGUUUUUCCUUCUCUGUCCUUUUUAGAGACUUAAGUGUUUGUUUAGUUGCUUUCUGUGAAGGUUCAAAGGUCAAAAUCCUUUCUUUUUAUAAAUUAAAAGUCAAAACCUGAAGUCAUGAGCUGCAGUAAAAAGGUACUUUAACGUUCCUGUAUAACAAAUUAUUCAUGUUUAAAAUGAAGAUCAAAAUUGCAAGUUGGAAAAUGUAAUUUAUUAUUUUUUU